AAUAUUAUCUGCAUUUAUAAGCUAUGCUUAUUUCCAGAUAUUGAACGCCUCAUUUAGCCAAACCCGUCAAUUCAAAAUUUGAGUUGUAUGUCAAUGUCAAUCUCACUGAACAAAAUCUGCUGUAAUUCAUUGUUUCCCUUAUCUUCAGCCCACCAUCAGAAUUGGGAUGAGUGCAGAAGAACUAGCAAUAUUGAAAUUCAGAGUCACUAUGUUAGAAAUUCAGUGCUACCACACCUCAAGAAUACUCGGAAUUAUCACCAUCGUUUUGCACUCCAUUCCAUCAAUGGCGGUGAUGACACGGCACAUGACCUGUCAGAUUCUCAGAGUUAUUCAGCAGAACCUCAAGGCUCGGUGGAAGGGAAAGACGGUCAUGAAGAAAGAUCACUUUCAACCACCAAACUGGGUAGAAUAUUGGAGCAGUUGAAGAGAUAUGGAGCUUCUGGAGUAUUGUCAUAUGGUCUACUGAACACCGCAUAUUACCUUACUACCUUUCUCUUGGUGUGGUUCUAUUUUGCUCCAGCACCUGGAAAAAUGGGUUAUCUUGCUGCUGUUUCAAGAUUUUUAAAAGUAAUGGCCAUGGUUUGGGCAGGAAGUCAAGUCACUAAGAUCAUAAGAGCAGCAGGUGCCCUUGCCCUUGCACCACUUGUAGAUAGGGGGUUGUCAUGGUUUACAGUCAGAUACAAAUUUGAGUCACGGGGAAAGGCUUUCUUCACAAUUGUUGCAUUUUGCCUCAGCUUGGCUGCAAUCAUGUUUAUAGCCGUGACUCUGCUUUCAGCAUAACAUACUUACUCCUUUUAGAUUUGCCAAAUUGAAGAGAACCAUAUCUUCUAUAUAUAUUUUUUUUAAAUGUAAUUAGAGAUUAUCUUUACCAUGUAAGGAGUUUUGCCUGCUUGCCUUCUCUAUUAACCCAAGUAAGCAUCCGGUAAUCAUGUUGGAAUAACUGAAAGAUCGUAUGACCCGGUUUCCAAGCACAGUUUCUGAAUCAAUGUUGUUUGUGGAGACAGCAGCGAGCAGUUUUAGAAAGCUAGUUAUGAGACAACCAUCUAUUUAUACACUCAUCUUCAACUGUUUUAAGUCACUUUGCUUUA
This is a messenger RNA of Spinacia oleracea (spinach), 1088 nucleotides long. RefSeq lists its product as uncharacterized. The coding region runs from base 88 to 780 and encodes 230 amino acids. The transcript has 9 exons. NCBI's taxonomy places the organism in Eukaryota, Viridiplantae, Streptophyta, Magnoliopsida, Caryophyllales, Amaranthaceae. The record is from RefSeq and is a predicted model, not a curated record.